CAUAGGUGCUCGCUAACAGCACUUGCCCCAACAGUCCGUGCAGGCUAUACGGGGGACCUCUGUCUUUGUGUGCUGUGCGCGUGUCGUCACGACUCACGCUGAAGAGAAGUUGCUCUCCAUCGAGAAUCUAAACCCGGGCACAGUUGGUGGCUGUUCGCGUCCAGCGUCAAGCGCGCACCCCCCCCACCCACCUCUCUUCCUCCCCCACCGCCCCCCUCCGCCCCUGGCUGCCCGGAUCCUGGAUCAGCCCAGCACUUGUCACUUGCCGAGGGAGUGAAGAGAGACGGAGAGACACACGGAGCGAGAGAGGGAGAGAGAGAGACUGCUGGGCUUAGGUCGGGAUAUGCGCUGCGUGCGCGCGAUUCUGUGCGCCCUCGUCUCGUCUCAUCAGCGAUGUGGACCAACGUCAAUCAAAACGUCCAGGGCAUAGGCGCUCAACAGCAGCAACAGCAGCAGCAGUGUCAACCGAGACCAGCUCUGCAGACCAAGAGACACGCGCUCACUGAUGACUAUCAGGUCACUGGACAAGUCUUGGGGCUCGGAGUGAACGGGAAGGUCCUGGAGUGCACAAGCAAGGGGACGGGGCACAAAUACGCGGUGAAGAUGGUGGGCGACUCGUCUAAAGCGCGCCGCGAGGUGGAGCUGCACGCCCGCGCCUCGGGCUGCCCGCACAUCGUGCGCCUGGUGGACGUCUACGAGAACACGAGUCAGGGCAAGGCGUGCCUGCUCAUCGUCAUGGAGUGCAUGGAGGGAGGAGAGUUGUUCAGCCGGAUCCAAGAUCGUGGCGACCAGGCGUUCACGGAGCGAGAGGCCUCGGAGACGAUGAGGGACAUCGGGCAGGCCAUCCUCUCGCUGCUCCAUGACAUCGCUCACCGCGACGUCAAGCCCGAGAACCUGCUGUACACAACGCGCCAGUCGGACGCCGUGCUGAAGCUCACCGACUUCGGCUUUGCCAAGGAGACUACCACCUUCGACUCGCUCAGCACGCCCUGCAACACCCCCUACUACGUGGCACCCGAGGUGCUGGGGCCUGAAAAGUACGACAAGUCGUGUGACAUGUGGUCCCUCGGGGUCAUCAUGUACAUCCUGCUCUGCGGAUUUCCUCCGUUCUACUCGAACCACGGACUCGCCAUCUCUCGCAUGAAGAAGCGAAUCCAUGGCCAGUACGAGUUCCCCAACCCCGAGUGGGCCGACGUCUCGGAGGAGGCCAAACAGCUGAUCCGCCAGCUGCUGAGGACCGAUCCCACGCAGCGAAUGACCAUCGCCGAGUUCAUGAACCACCCCUGGAUCAACCGCUGGAUGGAGGUGCCGCCCACCCCGCUGCACACGAGCCGCGUGCUGCAGGAGGAGCGGGAGAUGUGGGACGAGGUGAAGGACGAGAUGACGAGCGCGCUGGCGACGAUGCGCGUCGACUAUGAGCAGGUGCGCAUCAAGCAGCUCGACGAGUCCAGCAACCCGCUGCUCAACAAGCGGCGCCGGCGGCGGCGCCGGCGCCACCGCGGGACGGGCGGUGGUCCCCACGACGACGACGACGACGAGGAGGAGGAGGAGGAGGAAGAGGAGGAGGCGGGGGGCGGCCGUGGGGAGGAGGAGGUCAUCGCCGAGGAGGAGGCCACGCCGCAGGACAUGUCCGUGAGCCUCUCCGAGGAGAUGCUCGAUGCCAGCGAGGGCCCCAACAACAACGCGGACGCUGUCCCCGCGGCAUCCAGUGGUGGGGCGGCGUCUCUCCAGCCCUAACGACGGCCAUCCCCCCUCUCCCCCCCCCCUCCUCUCUCUAUCUCCCUCCGUCACCUCCGUCCCUCCCUCCCUCUCCUUCACUCGCUCGCCCUCUCCCUACCCGGCCCCUGCCGUUCUCUGUCGUCUCGCCGAGCCCGGGCGGUCGGCGUUUGGCGUCGCCCGCUGCGUUCCCAUCACCGGCAUCGCGCCAAGCACCGGUCGGGGUUAGACGCCGCCGAACGAGCACCCGAGGGGGCCCCACGGCCCGGCGAUCGGACCUCCUCGCUCGAGACUUUCCGGGUCGUUGGGUAGCCACGGUCACACAGCGAGAGGCGUACUGGAUGCGGCGUGCCGGGCGGGGGAAAUAUUCUCUGGGAUUGGGUCGCUGACCCGGACAGACCCCAGAUCCCGCCACCCCCGGCCUUGCUGGCGUGAAUCCCUGCCCAUGCCCCUUCGUACACAAGCAGCGUUGCAGACCACCCAGCUCCAUCCUCGGCGCAGAAUCCACGGCGACCGCGCGUGCAGCGGAGAGACUCGCGGCGACGACCGCCCGGCGACGAAUCGACGCGGCGUGAGCCGUCGCUGCCCGGGGCUGCGAUGAGACCACCAGCCUCCUAACCGAGGAAUCGAUCUCUGACACCGCCCCGACGGUGGACGCGAUGGUGGAACAACACGGGGGAACUCCUGACGAGGCGCGUGUGGCGGAACGUCGAACUUCGUGCCGAAGUUCGACGAGCGCGGCACGACUCGAAAACGGCGGGGAGGCCGCAUGGCACGACCGCGAGGAUCGACGUGGCGGUUUUGAGAUAGCGGGGGGAGGGUCACAAGCGUCGCUCACCGAAAGAAUCCCAACGAAGCUGCUCGUAAAGUCAUCAUCGUCAUCACUCAGCCAUGGUCACUCCACUGUUGGAUGAAGGCACCUCGAAUGAUCGCGUGUCCGGCCACCGGCAGCGCGGGCUCCUGGCUGCUGAGGUUUUUUGACCACCGGAAUGGCCGCGUCCUUUUGAGCGAACCGCCGUGGGCGCGUCCUCUACUACGAAGCCGUGGCUGGAAACAUCGCUGGACGUUCUGCCAAAUGUGGCUCCAACGAGGAUAAUCCCGACACCUUUCAUUGGCGUCGUAACAACAUCGAUGACGACGACGGUUUACAGAGCUUUUAUCCACCCACCGCCCGCAAUGAAGCUCUCUCAUACGGACCGAUUGUGGGGGUUGUCUGGACACAUUUUGACCGCGCGCCGGUGAGUGUGUGGGCUGUCGGUGGGGUCGCUGGGUGUCCCGCGUGGGACCGGUCCUCGAUGUAUCAAUCACCGCCGAUGUUGGCCUAGGGCCUAGGCCAAGGAUCGAGUUGAGGCCACCGAGUUGGGAUCACGGCUCGCCGAGUUCCAAUGGAGAGGCGAGCCCCGAGCCUCCCAGAGCGGUGGUGGUGAAGCGGCGAGUUGGAGCACUUCCACUUGCAGGCGCCACUGGGUUUGACCCCAGGCCGUGGCGAGUGAUGUCUGAAUCGGUUUCUGGACUCUCCCUCCCCCCCCCCCCCCACUCCGACUUCACCUUCCUCCACUGACCAGCGCGGUGAAGUAUGGUUAAAUAAUCCCAAUGACCAACACGUUAUGGGGAUUUACGAAGGCCUGUUAAUAAUAUCAAUAAUUAUUGUUAUCAUUGAUGGCCCGCUGCUGUUCUAACACUGGCCACUGAUUCUGCGACGGUUUGGCGCUGAUGUCACGAAGGUUCCCCCCCCCCCCCCCCCCGCGUGUGAAGGCGGCCGGCGCAGUCUGUAGGUUUCACUUCACGCCACCACUUUGUACGCGAUAUUUUUUUGUUUCAUUGUCACGGCGUUUUUAAGAAUGGCACGCGGCGGUCGGCGUUAGUUUAACACGCAGCAGGCUCUUCUCGACCAAUGUCAUCCACAAUACAGGUAAAAAAAAAUAAUGUUUUUGGGGUUAGAUGGCGUAAAUAUAAAUGUGUCGUCAAAGCCGCCACCACCCGACACGGCCAAUUUAGUGGCGGUGGUGUUUUUGCCGCCGUGCGAUUGCCCCUCGCUCGGGCUCGUAACGCGCGCAACGCUCUCUCACGUGUUGAACAAAAUGCACUACGGAGCUCAGUUCGCAAUGGUUGCACCCUCGGCAUGGUGAUCUCUAAUUUUCGCAUUUCAUCGGGACAUUUGACCCCAAGAUCGGGCCACCGUCGGCGCACAGCUGCCAGGUGACGUCACACGUGUAUUGGCAAGUAGACACGUGACGUCAUCGCGGCAUGUCCAUUGAUCAGAAUGUAAGACGCAAAAUUGUCCAGAACGUUUGAAACGCGUGCCCAUUACAUGCACUCGCACACUAAAACCUGAACUAUUAAACUAUUAAAACGACUAUACUUUAUUUUAUUUUAACAGGUAAGGCCCGCUGAGCUGUGUAGCACUUUGUCAGAAGCGACCUGGCCACAAAUGAUCGCCCAAUGAAGUGGCUUGUCACGCGGUACAUUUACAGCAGCCAAAUGCUCAACGCGUUCCUCAAUAGCACUGUGACCUUGAACAGAGGCAGUAUAUUCUUGGCGACGUUUCAGGCAGUGUCCCUUAUGCAUAGCACACGAGCCCCCUGCGCUUCUUCGUAGCUCACGUACUCUGAAGACGGUCCCACUGCCUGAAACGUCGCCUGUCACAUACGUUCCGUCGUAAAUGCCGCGGCGUUCUUGACGACCGUGCUGAGUGUUCGUGUUGUUGUUGUUGUUUGUGCUUGUGCGCCAAUGCAGCAGCGGUGGUAGCACAUCAUCAGAUAAUUUGAUUACGCACUCGGCACGUGGCGACGCACGGAUUCCGCGAUCUAAACGGAACGUUCUGCUCACGAGGCGCGCGAGAGGAGAUGGCCAGCAAAAACGUCGAUUCACGCGUGUGCGGUGGGGUAAGGCGCCUUGGGACAUUAUUGGAAGGCUCCUUACAUAUAAAUGUCAAUUGUUAUUGUUAAAGUGUGGGUACGCACUCAGACCUCUGCCGUGAUGGUCAAAUGCCCUGUCGAGUGGCUCUCUCUGAAGUUCGGCAUUCAUCAGCGACAGUGUUAUCAUUGAAACUUACCAUAUCUACAAGCAAAACUGCCGGCUUGUUUAAUUUAUGUUGCGUAUCCUCUUAGAGGACGUUCGGUCGUGGUGGAGGAGUUGGCCAAAACACCCUCUAGAGGGCCCCACAUCGGACGGACUGUUUAGAGAGCUGCCUCUUCGCGAAUGCCCCUUCCACCAGCAGGGUGGCGCGAGUCGGCAAUUGCAGGGCUGCGCCUCUGCCGGUAAAUGAUGAUGACGUAAGAAUAUGGGGGAAGACAUAAAAAAAGCCACCGACCUAUUCUUGAAUCCAAAUGUGGCCCAGAAUCGUGAAUUUGUUUUCGUUGACUUGAUAGAGGGCGGCGGUUGUGUGUGUGUGUGGGGGGGGGGGAACGUGGAUCAUUGCAUCUCUAAGAUGGACAAUCGUAUUAAUGAACAUUCGUAAACAAAAAGUUACAUCGUACAAAAUCAUGUUCGUCAAUGCUUGAGAAACAAAGUGCAACCCGGAAAUUUCCUCGCCCGCAAUUUUAUUUUUUUGCUGCGUGUGCACUCGUGUUCAUUUCUUUUUCCGUUCGGUCAAAAGUGGUUUUCCCUGCGGUUCAUCCUUCCCACUUAUGUAAAAAAAAAACACAUUUCUCGAAUGUUAUGACCGCGGUAACUCUGCUGCUCGUGCAACAGCCACCGGCGGCAAAGCUCAUUCGAGCUCGCGAGGCUACGCACGCGCGUGCCAUGCCGGCAUUCAUAGAGGUGCUCGCUUAGCAGCACUUGCUCCCAAAACAGUCUGCUAAAGGCUACACGGGAGAUGUUUGUCUCUCUUUCUGAACAAAGCAGAGGAGGUUCGCUGUCGGGGAGUCGGAGGCAGUCGCCCUCCAGCAGUAGCAGCGGAGGGCAGAGGAGCGACGCUCACAACAAGGAGCGGAGCGCCGGGCGGCUAAAACGCAGCAAGUUGGCACAGUGGGGAGCACAGGGUGGUGCAUCGGCCAGACGUCUCAAGUCAGUCAACCCAUUGCCACCUAUGAUCUGUUCCAUCAUCUCCUUGCCGGCAGCGAGCCUUCGACACUUUCACGCGUCCUCAAAGUGCACCUAGCAUGACACGAGGGCCGUGGCGACGUCACCGCCACUUCGUGGUGAACGGGGGUUGUUGUUGUUGUUGUUGUCGUGGUGCGAACGCGCGCGCACGCAUAUGCGUUCAGAUGAUUUUAUUAUCACUGUCAUCCUCUUUGUUAACUCGGACACUAAAUUGUAGCCAUUUUAAACUGAAUAACAACAACGAAAAUUUUUUGUGGUAUUAAAAUGCAAAGAAAACCCGGAA
Molecule: messenger RNA, 6043 nt
Organism: Petromyzon marinus (sea lamprey)
Lineage: Eukaryota; Metazoa; Chordata; Hyperoartia; Petromyzontiformes; Petromyzontidae
Product: MAP kinase-activated protein kinase 2-like
Biological process (GO): protein phosphorylation
Molecular function (GO): ATP binding; protein kinase activity
Source: RefSeq, a predicted model, not a curated record